CAACAGGGAAAAGGUUGAAAAAUGUCAUCAGAGGAAGUGUCAUGAGUAAUUUGCAGCAGUCUCACCAUCAAACCGGUGUGGAGGUGGACGCCUCCACCUUCACGCCUCCACUUCAGCCUUGUAAACUGCAAUCUGGUCUUCAGGGAAUUCCAUGUGGAAGACCACUCUGGAAUAUAGAAAUGAACUGCGGUCUGGUUCUCCCAGCUUGCACGCGGUUUGAUUGGCUAGCGCUUGAACUGUCAGAUUUGCAUAAACGGAUCUGAUUGGCUGUCGCUUCCAGCUCAGCCUCACAAGUUGAACAUUGUUCAACUUUGGAAUCCUGAACAUCCUGGAAAUCCUGGAAAUCUUCGCCUCGCCCCCCCACAAUGCAGUUCGGCGACAAGCGAGGGAAAGUGACGUCAUCCCCAUUCAAAGUCAAUGGGCGGAGACGCGCUGGAAGCGGUGGACAAAUCGCCAAAAGCUGCUGUGUGUACGGGCCGUCAGACUUGCCUGUAAAAUAUUUUUUCUUCACUGGUAGAAACUAGAUCAAAUAAUGAAAAAUGGAAAAAUACUUGUCUACCAGUACUUAACCGAUCCCCAACAAGAGCUGUGACGGCCCCAGAGCCUGGGGCCUGUGAGUGUGUGUGAAUGUUGCAGGUCCUGCGAUGGGGUGGAGCUGAAGGAGGCCAAUCGGCGUGAUCGGGGACACCUGGCCGGAGGUGCUACUUAAGCCCAGCUGCCCGGAGUCACAGGGCCGUCUUGACUCUCUCCAAGCCUGCUGCGGAGGAACUGACUGUGAUCCUUUCCCCUCGUCCACACUCUGCUGUUUUUUGGUGUUUCCGAAUAAAGUGCGGAGAUUGUUGGAAACUUUGAGCGUCUCUCCUGGUUUUUCUGUUGUGGCCAACGAGCCGAUCAUAACAACUGGGGGCUCGUCUAUCGUGAGUAUGAACCGGGAGUUGGUUGGAUUGUUUUGGCGUUAGCUGUGCCUGAAUUAGCCUGUGUUCGUGGCUAGUUGGUAGCCUGAGUUUUUUUGAGGGGAUUCCCUCUGAGGACAGUAUGUAUGUGGCCUUAUAUGGUGUUGUGGAUGCACUCUACGGGUGCCUAGGCGUUAUUUUGGAACGCGUAUGGUCCCAGGUUUGUGGGAUUUUAUGAGAUGUAUUUUUGUCCGAUAGCGGUGAUCUGGUCUCUUAAAUAGUCGCUGAAAAAUAGGAGGUAGUGGUCCCGCCUGUGUAUACAAUACCUGUAGGAGUGUUUCCCCUGGUAGGUUCAAGAGGCGUUUCCCCUUUGGGUUUCGUCUGGGGGGGGCUUUGAUAGUGUUGAGGUACGGCGGUUAGAGCUUCACUUUCCCUUUUCCCUAAACUUGCUCGGGAGCACUUCCGUGGUUCAGGGGGGUUGCCGAUUACCUGGUCGCCUCUCUCGGUCCAGCGGGCUUUAAGUGCAUAAAUACCCGCCUCAUGAAGACUAGGGGAGGAGUUAUGUAGUAAGUUUGUGAUUAGGAAGUCAGCUAGCGGGGCUGCUCAUUCCUACUGUGUGCACAGGUGGGUUAAGAAAUUGCAUUUCCUCUGUGUAAAUAGCUAUUAUUGGGUAAUAUGGAGGAUAUUGUGGGGGCGUUUGUGGCUGCACCUUCUGAAGGUUUGUUGGAUCAGUGCACCAAGGAUCAAUUGGUGAACAUAGCUCAGUAUUAUGGGUUUGAAGUUGGCGAUAAAAGAGUGAAAGAGUCGGUGAAAGCGAAUUUGAGGGCUUGUUUGUUGAAAAGCAAAGUGUUUGAUACUCCUGUCCCCGGGCGCACAAAAGAAAUGGCGGGUCAAAGUGCGGUUUUGAGUUUCGAGCAUCAGAAGGAGUUACUCAGAUUACGCUUAGAGUUGGAGACGGAAAAGGAGUUGGCCUUGGAGAAGAUGCAACAGGGCAUUGAGCUGGAAAGAGCGGUGUCCUUGGAGAAAUUGAGGCAGGAAACUGAGCAGGCUAAGUUGGAGUUUCAGAGGGAGAAACUGGAAUUAAUUAGAGAGGGCAAAGUAGCGGCUGAUGUCCUGUUUCCUGAUUAUUCAGCUAGUCAAAGCGGGGCCCCAGGGAGGUCAGUGGACGACUUAAAUGAUGCGAAGUUGGUUCCCAGGUUUAAUGAGAAGGAUCCGGAUUUUUUUUUCUCAAUGUUUUAUCGUCUCGCAGGUGUAAGGGGGUGGUCUGAGGUCACUCGCGUGUUGUUGUUACAGUGUGUGUUAACCGGGAGGGCUCAGGAGGCUUAUUCAUCUUUAAGUGGCAGUGACUAUUUGCGCUAUGAUUUAGUUAAAUCUGCCGUUCUCAGGGCUUACGAGCUGGUGCCUGAAGCUUAUCGUCAGCGGUUUAGGAAUUGGAAGAGAGGUGAUAAAUCUCACCUUGAAUUUGCUCGGGAUAUUUCCACUCAUUUCGAUCGCUGGUGUGCGGCAACCGACGUUGAUUCUCACAGGGCGUUGAGGGAUCUCGUUAUUUUGGAGCAAUUAAAAAAUUCUGUACCGGAGCACAUUGCAGUGUACAUCAGUGAGCAUGCAGUCAGGACAGCUGCUGAAGCUGCUGCGUUAGCAGAUGUCUAUGUUCUGACACACGUUGGUGGAGAUGCUGCCAUACAAGGCAGUCACGGUGGAAAUUCCUCGGGUAUGGGAGCGUGGUCUGGUCGUCCAGUGAGACCUGCUGGGCAAGACAGUGGGUAUGUACGUGGGGCACGUGAGCCUGACAAUGUGUGUCAUUACUGUCAUGAGCGAGGGCACUGGAGAAAAGACUGCAAUGCAUUUAGGGCUAAAGCUGAACAGGAAGGGACUAGUGGUAGUCCCAGGCCAGCAAUGUUCGUGGCACCUGUCGCUGAGCAGGUGACUGGGUGUUUAGACGGUGAGUUGAAACCACAGGGGUCUAGCCCAGAACUACAGUCUUAUUUGCCUUUCAUGACUGAAGGUUUUGUUUCUCUGGUGGGGAACGAUGAGAAGGUGCGGGUACAAAUAUUACGAGACACUGGAUCAUUUGAUUCGUUAAUUUUAGCGUCUGCUUUGCCGUUUUCAGAGGACACGCACAUGGGGUUGUUUGUUCCGGUGCUGAGAAUGGGGUUGAAUGUUAUGCAGGUCCCCCUCCAUAAAAUGAUGCUGUUUUUGGAUCUGUUUCAGGGUGAAGUAGCGGUUGGCGUGCGGCCGGCUCUGCCCAUAAAAGGGGUCACGAUGAUCCUGGGUAACGACAUUGCGGGUAGUCGGGUGUGGGCUGAUGGGGCACCGCCUGCUAUCGUGGCGCCAGUGCCGCUGGUUAGUAUUAAGCCAGACAAGAGCGAAACGGAGUACCCUGACGUGUUUACAGCAUGCGCCGUGACACGGGCUAUGAGACGUGAGCAGGCGGGGAACAUGAGCUUAGCUAAAAUCAAUGAUGCCUCACCGCAGCAUGAGGUGACGUGUCUCGAGAUUCCCUGGUCGGUUUCUCACGGUGAGCUGGUGGAGGCACAGUGUGCUGAUGCGUCUCUAAAAGGUCUGAGGGAGGGUGUUCUUCCUGGUGUGGGGGUGAAGGGUCGUGCUCACGCGUGUUCGCUUCGGGAGAAUGUUCGGAUGGGAUACUGGGUACCUCAGUGGGAGCAUUUUGCUGGUGAACCUCUUUACCAAGUUGGGGUACAUUCCAGGUUCCGUGACAUGGCGGAAAAAACAAACAAACACGUAACACACUAGUUAGCUGAACUAGUCGUGGAUUAGUAGCUCAAUACUGUGUUAGGGUGUUUAGGUAGCCGAUCCCUUCCAGUGUUUGUCAGGGUCUUUCUUCUCAUUUGUGUAGGUGACAUAAGAGUGUUUGAUUUGGGGUGCCAGGGUUCCGAUGGGGACCCUGACUUUAUGGGGGGGGCUGUGACGGCCCCAGAGCCUGGGGCGGCCCCAGAGCCUGGGGCCUGUGAGUGUGUGUGAAUGUUGCAGGUCCUGCGAUGGGGUGGAGCUGAAGGAGGCCAAUCAGCGUGAUCGGGGACACCUGGUCGGAGGUGCUACUUAAGCCCAGCUGCCCGGAGUCACAGGGCCGUCUUGACUCUCUCCAAGCCUGCUGCGGAGGAACUGACUGUGAUCCUUUCCCCUCGUCCACACUCUGCUGUUUUUUGGUGUUUCCGAAUAAAGUGCGGAGAUUGUUGGAAACUU
Messenger RNA from Gymnodraco acuticeps, 4097 nucleotides. RefSeq lists its product as uncharacterized. The transcript has 2 exons. The coding region runs from base 1569 to 3647 and encodes 692 amino acids. Lineage: Eukaryota; Metazoa; Chordata; Actinopteri; Perciformes; Bathydraconidae. The record is from RefSeq and is a predicted model, not a curated record. Gene Ontology annotation, molecular function: zinc ion binding; nucleic acid binding.